Messenger RNA from Melampsora larici-populina 98AG31, 339 nucleotides. RefSeq lists its product as uncharacterized. The record is from RefSeq and is a predicted model, not a curated record. Lineage: Eukaryota; Fungi; Basidiomycota; Pucciniomycetes; Pucciniales; Melampsoraceae. The transcript is spliced from 2 exons. Bases 1 to 339 code for a protein of 112 amino acids.
AUGGGAAGGGGAGAUAUUGCAAUAUUUUUGUUUAUAUUCCUAUUGAACACUGACCAAUGGUGUAUCUUGUUCAGUGGCCCAUUAAUAGCUUUACUUGACCCCGUAAAAUCAAAUACUCCAUCAGCAGUACACCUCAUGCUAAAGGCUGUAUGGGUCUUUUCAAUCACUGUACUUGCCCAUAAUUCAAGAAACAUAAGUUGGUGUGCAAUCACAUCAUCUCACUACUGGAAGAAAGGUGGAGCCAUGAUAUCCCUGAAAGCUUCAAACGCUUUGGUUCACAACUCUAUUCCAGAGUCUACCAAAGCAAUAUGCCAAUCACUGGCUACUUUUGCAAGAUAA